Kazachstania africana CBS 2517 is the source of this 2730-nucleotide messenger RNA. It is a transcript of the gene MNR2, whose product is annotated as putative Mg(2+) transporter MNR2. Gene Ontology annotation, cellular component: plasma membrane. Bases 1 to 2730 code for a protein of 909 amino acids. NCBI's taxonomy places the organism in Eukaryota, Fungi, Ascomycota, Saccharomycetes, Saccharomycetales, Saccharomycetaceae. Gene Ontology annotation, molecular function: magnesium ion transmembrane transporter activity. Gene Ontology annotation, biological process: magnesium ion transmembrane transport; intracellular magnesium ion homeostasis. The record is from RefSeq and is a predicted model, not a curated record. The transcript has a single exon.
AUGGGUAAUCCAAACGGGAAAAAACAGGAUAAAGUUCCAUUACUAUCUUCUAAGAAUAAAGCGAAGAGGAUAUCAAGUAUUUCCAAUCGUAAUCCAAAUUUCAAUGAUUUUAAUCAUGUGGAUUCAUGGGGGAUGUUACAUGAGUCUGAUAACGAUUAUGACUCCAUAUACGAUUUCUCAAAACCUGAUGAUAAUAUAGAUUUAGAAAGAAAUGCGUUCAUUGAUCAUAGAGCAUCUAUUGCCAACUCUAGUUCAUACCAUCCUCGUCUUAAGAAGAAAAAGAAAGGGCCGGCUAACAAAGACGUAGUUAUCGAUGUCGAUGCAUUGUUAGAGCAUGUUCAUCAGAAUAACGAUACUGAAAUUGAUUAUCAUGACACUGAUGACGAAGACGAAUAUAAUUCAAGACCUUCAUCAAAGGGUUCUUCUUCAAAUUCUUCCUUGGAUGAUGUCUUCAUUGAUGAAACAAAAGACGCCAAGAUCUGGCCUGAUGUAACUAUCCUGGAAGAAUUUUCAAAGGAAGAGACGGAAAGACUAAGAAGAGAGGCUCAAAAGGAUGCAGAAGCAUUCCCUUUAGAGUAUGAUGAUACCGAAGAGGAAGACGUUUUUAAUAGCGGUUCAAAGACUAAUGAUAAUCACGGCAACAUUGUUAAUAAUACAACAGCUAAUACUAAUAAUACUAAUAAUAUUCUUUUUUCAAAACCAAUUGUAACCAAUAUAGACGUGCCUGAACUGGGCAACAAACAGGUCAAUGAAGCGGAACAUCUGCAUUCAGGAAGAUUAAGACCAAAAAGAAUUGCACCUUGGCACUUGAUACAAAGGCAGUCGUUGAUUAAUAACACCAACUAUAAAGACUCUAAAACAAAAAUUGAAAGAGAAAUGAGAGAUAAUUUAUUAGUUGGAAGAAAUAUCAAAUAUCCAGCUCAUAUCAUCUCCAAUAAUCCAGAACACUUCAGAUUUACUUAUUUUAGAAUCGAUUUAGACUCUACAGUACAUUCGCCAACUAUAUCUGGAUUAUUACAACCUGGACAAAAAUUUCAAGAUUUAUUUGUAAGUUCAGUCUAUGCUCCUCAAAAGAUUUCAAGAAGAGCUUCCACGGUUGGAUCUAUGUCCCCAACGACCAUACCAUUGAAUACCACCAAUUCAACACUAUUGUUGAACCAAAAAAAUGCUUCUACUUUAUCAGGAAACGCACCAUCACAACAACAAUUACAGGAUGAGGAUAUUCCCCCCUUUUGGCUUGAUGUUGUCAAUCCAACAGAAGAAGAAAUGAAAACUUUAAGUAAAGCCUUUGGCAUACAUCCUUUAACCACAGAAGAUAUUUUUCUUGGAGAAAUUAGAGAAAAGGUCGAACUGUUUAAGGAUUAUUAUUUGAUUUGUUUUAGAAGUUUUGAUAUUGUUGCCGCCGAAAAGAAGAAGUCGAGACAUAGUAAUAUCAGUAGGAUUAAUAAUGAGAAAUUAUACGAUGAUAGAUCGUCAUCAAAUUCUGAUGUUCAAAGUAUGCAUUUUCAAAAUGAAAAUUGGUUCGAAAAAAUAAAAUCCUUCUUCGGUAAGAAACCUAGAAGAAGGUCUUCAAUCAGUGCAGGUGCUGCUAUUAAUAGGAGUAAGAGUAGAAGAUUAAGCAUAUUAAAAAAACAAGAAAAGGAAAGAUUCAAAAGAAAGUCUGGUGAUAGGCACAAACCAAGGGCAGGCGAAUUGGAGCCAUUAAACGUUUAUAUAAUUGUCUUCAGAACAGGUGUUCUUACUUUCCAUUUCGCACCAACUCCACAUCCAAUCAAUGUUAGACGAAGAGCUAGAUUGUUAAAGGAUUAUCUCAAUGUAACAUCAGAUUGGAUUGCCUACGCGCUCAUCGAUGAUAUUACUGAUGCAUUUGGUCCCAUGAUUGAGUUAAUUGAGGAUGAAGUUUAUGAUAUUGAAGAUGCAAUUCUGAAAAUGCAUCACGGGGAUGAUUCAUCGUCUUCCGAUUCUUCUGAUUCUUCUGACAAUGAAGAUUCUGAUUUAUAUGGAACCGAAAAUGAAGGUAGUUCUGAUACUGAAUUAAUAAAUAGGAAACAAAAAAGGAGACGGCGCAGAGGUUUGAUCAGUUCCAAUUAUGGAACUCUUCAUACUGGCCGACAUAGUGCAAGAGGUGGAGAAUCAAUUAGUUCAAGAGGUAGUGGUACCGAUAGUAGUUCGAGUACAAGUAGUUCCUCGUCGUCUUCGUCAUCGUUAUCCACAUUCAAUGCAAAUUUGAUCGGAUGGAAAAAGAAAGGAGAUAUGUUAAGAAGAAUAGGUGAAUGUCGUAAGAGGGUAAUGAGUAUACUAAGAUUGUUAGGAGCUAAAGCUGAUGUUAUCAAAGGAUUUGCCAAGAGGUACAAUGGACAAUGGGGUGAAAUUGCCCCACAAGGAGAAAUCGCCAUGUAUUUGGAUGAUAUUCAGGAUCAUAUAAUUACUAUGGUUUCAUCAUUAAAUCAUUACGAAAAGUUAUUGAGUAGAUCGCAUUCUAAUUAUUUGGCCCAAAUUAAUAUUGAUAUGACCAGAGUUAAUAACGACAUGAAUGAUGUUUUAGGUAAAAUAACCAUCUUAGGUACUAUCGUAUUGCCAAUGAAUGUUAUAACGGGUCUUUGGGGUAUGAAUGUAUUGGUGCCGGGACAAGAUAAGAAUUCAUUGCAGUGGUUUAUCGGUAUAAUAAUGUUUAUGAUGGUAUUAGCGUAUACGGCAUACAUGUACACGAAGAGAAGAUUUGGAUUCUGA